UCUCUCACAGGAUCUGCCAUUUCCACAAAGCUCUGUGCGCUUCACUCUCUCUCCUUCUCUCUCCAUCGCCAUGGCCGAACCCACUGACCAACCUCCCUCUCCUUCUUCUUCCUCCACCACAAUGCCACCAAAUGAUCCAAUCUCUCUGAUCCGUCCCCGCCGCGAGCCCUUCGAAUAUGGCCUCCUCCCCAUUCCCAAGCUCGUCUUCUCCGACCCCGUCCAAACCCUAAUCCCGCUCAAGGACAAGCUCCUCCUCCACUCAUCCCCUUCCCACCGUAUCAACUCCGCUGCCAUUUCCGAAUCCCUGCAGAUCUCCCUUGACCAUGCUCGCCUUGUCCUCGACGCCAUCGCUUCCGUUCUCCACUCCCCCUCCGACCCCCUCCUCAAUGCUUCCCCUGAUGAGAUUGACUCUGUUGGCGUCGAUGUUCAUGAUCUCAUCCUCUUCUUUUAUAUUCAUUCCUACAAGAGGCUGCUCCCGAGAUCGCAUAAGGAUGCUGCUGCUGUUGCCGAUGUCUGGCCUUCUACUUCUGCUUUCGAUGGCUACUUGUCUGCCCUUUCGCCCUUGCAGCUUGUGCGCAGCAAUAGCCGUCGACUCAUGCCAUCACAGGCUGAUGAAGAGGCUCACCAAUUAUCAUAUUUACAAAAGCACAUUAGCAACAUUCUCUCUCUAUUGGCAGAGACUGUGGAGGGGGAAGGCGAGGAACUUUUGGUUUUAUCUGUGGACAGAUUUGAGCACCUUGGAUUUUUGGUUCAAUUUGGUGAUAAGGGUUCUGAUGGAAUUCAACUGAGCCAACAUGCUCCAUUUUUUGCUAACUCAGAUCCUGAUAUGCCUGCCGCUCCUGUGCCAGCAGCUCAAGUGUUGGACUGGAUUCUGCAAAACAUUGCUUCUGCCUUGGAACAAAUUUCUGAGAGAGCUUCUCUUAAAGAAAAUGGACCAUCUGACCCAGAUAUUGCUAUGGCUGAUGCAUCCACGAGUUCAGUCAAUAAGACUAGCUUCACCAGGGGUCCUAGUUAUAUUGAGGGAAUUUCUAAGUCCUCGCUUGUGAAGCAAGCGUCUGAUCUCAAAGGUUCUUCUGUGAAGGUGCUCAACUGUCACGAAUCUGUCAUUUACAUAUUAGCACCUCUGAGAUAUGCUACAAUAUACGGGUGUUCUGAUACUACCAUUGUUCUUGGAGCGGUUGGAAAGGCUGUAAGAGUUGAACAUUGUGAGCGAGUUCAUUUAGUUACAGUUUCGAAAAGAGUCUGCAUUGCAAACUGUCGAGAGUGUUUGUUCUUUUUGGGGGUAAAUCAACGACCGCUGAUAGUUGGUGAUAAUCAUAAGUUGCAGGUGGCACCAUAUAAUACAUUUUACCCUCAAUUGGGAGACCACAUGAGUGAAGUUGGCCUUGAAGCAGCUUUGAACAGAUGGGAUGAACCACUUGCCCUUGGAGUGGUAGAUCCACAUGAUUCAUUAUCUCAUCCUGCAGGUGUCUCUGAUGUACAAACUGAGUCUGCUACGUGUCUGGAUCCUGACCAGUUCACAAAUUUUUUGAUUCCGAACUGGGUUUCUGGUGAAUUUCUUGGAUCUACUCACUGCAAUCCAUUCCCAUUACCAGAAGCCUAUUCUGCAUCUCUCGAGAGGAAUCAAAAGACUUUAGAAGAAGUAAAUCAAAUACUGAGAGAAACCCCACUUGAAGAGAACCGCAAACGAGAAUUGUCAUCUGCACUUCAUGUAUACUUCAAAGACUGGCUAUAUGCUUCAGGAAACAUUCGUCAGCUUUACUGCUUGCAAGGUGAAUGAUUAAUUAAGACCAAAAAGGUGGUGGGUCUUACAGUCAAAUAUGAUGGUAAAGCAGGAAAAGCAUUUUUUUUUUUUUUUUUCUUGUUUCUUAAUUCAAUUGUCAACUAGUAGUUUUCGCCAAUUCCGUUUUGGUACUCUACUUGCUAUGAGUAGCUGAGAGGUAACCCUCUGCACGUGGCGGUAGAAUCAGAAAAGGAAAACAAAAAAAGAGUAUUAGCUAAUCUCAUUGUAAUUCUUGUGGCGGAAAAGAAACGAAUAAUGUCUCUGUAAUAUUUUUAUUUAUCCCAUGCUUCCUUCAGGGCCUUGU
Messenger RNA from Cucurbita maxima (winter squash), 2087 nucleotides. Its product is annotated as TBCC domain-containing protein 1-like. The record is from RefSeq and is a predicted model, not a curated record. Lineage: Eukaryota; Viridiplantae; Streptophyta; Magnoliopsida; Cucurbitales; Cucurbitaceae. The coding region runs from base 71 to 1780 and encodes 569 amino acids. The transcript has 9 exons.